AUGUCCGCGGAAGUCCCCGAGGCAGCCUCAGCGGAGAAGCAGAAGGUACCACUGGCAGAACCUUAUAGGAAUUCAAGAAGGGAAAUGGAAGACAGAGUGACUAGUCCAGAGAAAGCUGAAGAAGCAAAAUUAAAAGCAAGGUAUCCUCAUCUGGGACAAAAGCCUGGAGGUUCAGAUUUUUUAAGGAAACAACUGCAGAAAGGGCAAAAAUAUUUUGAUUCUGGGAAUUACAACAUGGCUAAAGCAAAAAUGAAGAACAAGCAACUUCCUACUGUAGCUCCGGAUAAGACAGAGGUCACUGGUGACCACAUUCCCACUCCACAGGACCUUCCUCAAUGGAUACCAUCUCUUGUUGCUAGCAAGCUGGCUGGCUGAUUAAAAGAGCUGAACUGCAUGAAUCUUCUAAUUUCCAUUAUUUCUCCUUAAUAUGUUAUUUCUCCACUUUUUAUUUCCUUUCACUCACUA
Messenger RNA from Kogia breviceps (pygmy sperm whale), 465 nucleotides. The record is from RefSeq and is a predicted model, not a curated record. NCBI's taxonomy places the organism in Eukaryota, Metazoa, Chordata, Mammalia, Artiodactyla, Physeteridae.